AUGCGUUCGUUUGUCGCCGCACGAGGGCCUGCCGUGAGGACUCUUCUGGUAAGCAGCCGCGCCGGCAGCAGUUUCUUCGCCUCCGUUCCCAUGGGAGAGCCGGACUCCAUCUUGGGCCUCUCGCUCGAGUGCCAGCGGGAUCCCCACCCCGAGAAGGUAAACCUCGGCGUUGGGGUUUACCGCGACGACGCGAACCGGCCGUACGUUCUCGAAGCGGUGAAGAAGGCGGACACCGGCAACGACUUGGAGUACGCCCCGAUCAACGGUGUGCCGUCCUUCGUGAAAGCGGCGCAGAAGCUGUGCUUCGGUGAGGAUUGCCCGGCACUCCGCGAUGGACGCAUUGCGAGCUGCCAGACGGUUGGAGGGACCGGUGCGCUGCGCCUUGGCGGCGAGAUGCUCCACAACUUCGUGAACCAUUGCACCACAAUAUACGCGCCCAACCCCGGCUACGCCAACCACCCGGGCAUCUUCAAGAAGGCCGGAAUAACACUGCCGACCUACACGUACUACGACCCCGCCACGAGGGACAUUGACCUGCCCGGCAUGCUCAAGUCUCUGGAGGAGAUCCCGAAGCGCUCCGUUGUUCUGUUCCACGCCUGCGCCCACAAUCCUACAGGCGUGGACCCCACUCAGAGCGAGUGGAUGCAGGUGGCGGAGGUGAUUAAGCGACGAAAUCUCUUGCCUUUUGUGGACAUGGCUUACCAGGGGUUUGCCACCGGGGACCUCGACCGCGACGCCUUCUUGCCGCGCCACCUCGUCAGGACGGUUCCGAAUGUAAUCGUCGCUCAGUCCUUUGCAAAGAACUUUGGCCUGUACGGGCUCCGCUGCGGUGCUCUGCAUAUGGUUGUUGGUAGCCCGACGGAGGCGGAGCGCGUCCUCUCGCAGUACGCUCUCAUCACCCGUGCAAUGCACAGCAACCCUCCGCUCACCGGAGCCCGCAUUGUGAGCUCCAUUCUCUCCUCUCCGGAGCUCACGGCGCUGUGGAAGGAGGAGCUCAGGGGGAUGUCAGGCCGUCUGCACCAUGUGCGUCGCCGCCUGGUGAAGGAGCUGCAAGCCUGCGGGUCAAUGCGUGACUGGUCGCACAUUGAGCGUCAGAUCGGCAUGAUGUCAUACACGGGCCUCACGAAGGAGCAGGUGGAGGCACUGAAGAGGAAGCACCACGUGUACAUGACCCUGAAUGGCCGUGCGGCGAUUUCCGGGCUGAACAGCACCAACGUUCUCUACGUGGCAAAGGCCUUUCACGACGUUUCUCUGUAG
Messenger RNA from Trypanosoma conorhini, 1257 nucleotides. RefSeq names its product putative aspartate aminotransferase, mitochondrial. The transcript has a single exon. The record is from RefSeq and is a predicted model, not a curated record. Gene Ontology annotation, biological process: biosynthetic process; amino acid metabolic process. The coding region runs from base 1 to 1257 and encodes 418 amino acids. Lineage: Eukaryota; Euglenozoa; Kinetoplastea; Trypanosomatida; Trypanosomatidae. Gene Ontology annotation, cellular component: mitochondrion. Gene Ontology annotation, molecular function: pyridoxal phosphate binding; L-aspartate:2-oxoglutarate transaminase activity.